GGGGAGGGGGUAGGGAGUCAGCACGGACAUGGCUCCUGACUCCAGUGCAGAACGUGAGUGACUGAGCAGCAAAGCCCGAAUGGUCUCUAGCGACCGGCCCGUGUCACUGGAGGACGAGGUCUCCCAUAGUAUGAAGGAGAUGAUUGGAGGCUGCUGCGUUUGCUCAGACGAGAGAGGCUGGGCCGAGAACCCGCUGGUUUACUGCGACGGCCACGGCUGCAGCGUCGCCGUGCAUCAAGCUUGCUAUGGCAUUGUUCAAGUACCCACUGGACCUUGGUUUUGCAGGAAAUGUGAGUCUCAGGAAAGAGCAGCAAGAGUGAGAUGUGAAUUAUGUCCUCAUAAGGAUGGUGCUUUAAAGAGAACAGAUAAUGGGGGUUGGGCUCAUGUUGUUUGUGCCCUGUAUAUUCCUGAGGUUCAGUUUGCCAACGUUUCUACAAUGGAACCUAUUGUAUUGCAGUCUGUUCCACAUGAUCGUUAUAAUAAGACUUGCUAUAUUUGUGAUGAACAAGGAAGAGAGAGCAAAGCUGCUACAGGUGCUUGCAUGACAUGUAAUAAGCAUGGAUGUCGACAAGCUUUCCAUGUAACCUGUGCCCAGUUUGCAGGACUCCUUUGUGAAGAAGAAGGUAAUGGGGCAGAUAAUGUCCAAUACUGUGGCUACUGUAAAUACCAUUUUAGUAAGCUGAAAAAGAGCAAACGGGGAUCUAAUAGGUCAUAUGAUCAAAGUUUAAGUGAUUCUUCCUCUCACUCUCAGGAUAAACAUCAUGAGAAAGAGAAAAAAAAAUAUAAAGAAAAAGACAAACACAAACAAAAACAUAAGAAACAACCAGAACCAUCACCAGCCUUGGUUCCUUCUUUGACGGUUACUACUGAGAAAACAUAUACAAGCACUAGCAACAGCUCUAUGUCAGGCUCAUUGAAGCGCUUGGAAGAUACUGCAGCUCGAUUUACAAAUGCAAAUUUCCAGGAAGUCUCCUCACUCACUUCAAGUGGAAACGAUGUGUCAGAGACUAGAGGGUCAGAGAGCAAAGGGAAGAAAUCAGCAGGUCACAGCUCAGGUCAGAGGGGAAGAAAGCCUGGUGGUGGAAGGAAUCCAGGAACAACUGUGUCAGCAGCUAGUCCUUUUCAGCAAGGAAGUUUUUCGGGAACUCCAGGCAGUGUAAAAUCAUCUUCUGGAAGUUCAGUCCAGUCUCCUCAGGAUUUCUUGAGCUUUACGGAAUCAGACCUACGCAAUGACAGUUAUACUCACUCCCAACAGUCAUCAUCAACCAAAGAUGUACAUAAAGGAGAAUCUGGAAGCCAGGAAGGGGGGGUGAAUAGUUUUAGUUCCUUAAUUGGUCUCCCUUCCACGUCAGCAGUUGUUUCUCAGCCUAAAAACUUUGAAAAUUCACCUGGAGACUUGGGCAAUGCCAGUCUUACUACUGCAGGAUACAAACGAGUUCAGUGUUCUGGCAUUGAAGAGGAAACUGUAAAAGAAAAGAAGAGAAAAGGAAGUAAACAAAAUAAGCAUGGGCCUGGUCGACCCAAAGGAAACAAAAAUCAAGAGAAUGUUUCCCAUCUUUCUGUUUCGUCUGCUUCUCCAACAUCAUCUGUAGCAUCUGCUGCAGGAAGUAUAACAAGCUCUAGUCUUCAGAAAUCUCCUACAUUGCUCAGGAAUGGAAGUUUACAAAGUCUUAGUGUUGGCUCUUCUCCUGUUGGUUCAGGUAUUUUUAGCAGCAAUGAUGUAGCAGUAUCAUUUCCGAAUGCAGUAUCUGGCUCAGGAUCCAGCACUCCUGUUUCCAGUUCUCAUUUACCUCCACAGUCUUCGGGUCAUUUGCAACAAGUUGGAGGUCUCUCUCCUUCAGCCACAUCAUCCGUGACCACUGCUGUUGCUACAACUCAGGCAAAUACCCUGUCUGGAUCUUCCUUAAGUCUAGCUCCUUCCCAUAUGUAUGGCAAUAGGUUAAAUCCAAAUUCAGCGAUGGCAACUCUUAUAGCUCACUCAGAAAACAGUCAAGCAGAUCCAGAUCUUGGAGACAAUAGCCGCAGCCUUGUUGGCAGGGGAAGCUCACCCAGAGGAAGUCUCUCACCGCGCUCCCCUGUAAGCAGCUUACAGAUUCGCUAUGAUCAAUCAGGCAACAGCAGCUUGGAAAGUCUGCCCCCAGUAGCAGCCAGCAUAGAGCAGCUUUUGGAGAGGCAAUGGAGUGAAGGACAGCAGUUUUUGCUAGAACAGGGCACCCCUAGUGACAUUCUAGGAAUGCUGAAGUCCUUACACCAACUUCAAGUUGAAAAUCGAAGACUGGAGGAACAGAUCAAAAACUUGACAGCGAAAAAGGAACGUCUUCAGUUGCUGAAUGCUCAGCUCUCUGUCCCCUUUCCUACCCUGACCACCAAUCCUAGCCCAUCUCAUCAAGUCCAUGCUUUUCCAGCACAAACUGCUCCCACCACCGAUUCCUUAAACAACAGUAAGAGUCCCCAUCUAGGACACAGCUUUUUACCUGAUAGUUCUCUUCCUGCACUCAAUCAGGACUUAACCUCCAGUGGACAAAGCACCAGCAGUUCCUCAGCCCUCUCCACUCCGCCUCCUGCUGGGCAGAGUCCAGCUCAACAAGGCUCUGGAGUGGCUGGAGUUCAGCAGGUCAAUGGGGUGACCGUGGGGGCGCUGGCUGGCGGCAUGCAGACUGUAACAUCCACCAUUCCUGCGGUGCCUGCAGUGGGUGGAAUAAUUGGAGCUCUGCCAGGUAACCAACUGGCAAUCAAUGGAAUUGUAGGAGCUUUAAACGGCGUCAUUCAGACCCCUGUCACAAUAUCGCAGAACCCUACUUCCCUCCCCCACACGCCUGUGCCACCUAAUGCAGCCCAUCCACUGCCAGCGACUCUGAACAACAGUGCCUCUGGACUAGGCUUAUUGUCUGAUCAGCAAAGACAACUACUUCUACAUCAGCAGCAGUUUCAACAAUUGUUGAAUUCUCAGCAGCUUACAUCUGAACAACAUCAGGCCCUCCUUUAUCAGUUAGUACAGCAGCAGCACCACCAGCAGCACCACCACCAGCCUGAACUGCAGCAGCUUCAGCUCCCGGGCCCAUCGCAGAUACCCAUAAAUAACCUCCUGGCAGGCACCCCAGCACCCCCACUUCACCCGUCAACCACCAACCCAUUUCUCACAAUUCAUGGGGAUAAUACAAAUCAGAAAGUAACAAGCCCAGGAAUGGAGAAGAAAUGAAGCCUUGAUGGUACAUUUAGGCAGCUUUGGAGGAAUACAGAUGUGACAGGAAGAAGGCCCAGAGCCUAGAAUAACUGGAGAUGUUUAAUUAGCAUAACCAUAGAAAAGAGUUCUCUUUCAUGCCUCGUAAAUAGCAUCCCUGGAAAAAUAAGAGGAGUUAAAUACUCUGUCCAUAUGCUGCUCAAUUUCAUUUUGCUUUUAUACGUAAAGUUUAGAGUAUCUCCACCUCCAGAGACUAUUGGCUCUCCAGAAAAGAACUAUCUACCUUAUUUUAAAUCAUACUUUAUGUUGCUAUGGCACUGAUCAUGACUUAGGAUGUUUUGUUUGCCCAAAAUUGAUUUGCCAACUUUGAUUUAAAAUAUUUUGAAUUUUAAUUGCAGAGACUUAAUGAUAAAACUGGGCCUGUUGCACAAGAGAAAAGUUGACCCAUAGAAACAUUUUGGAAACUCCUUAUCCUGCUGUUUUAGCACUUCUUAUGGCUGCUAUUGCAGUCCUCCUUUCUGCAACUAUGAAGAAUGCAACAAGGAGCUAACUGCACAGCAAAGGAUGGUUUGUCAUGAGGACAUUCUUCUAACGCUUUGAUUUACUUCCUUGUUGCUUUGUUGCACUGAAAUGGAACUCUUCUCCCCCAAGAUUUCAUGAACUUUGAAGGAAAGUUCAGCAACUAAUUAUUUUUGUCAAUGCAACAACGUACAUGCAAUGAGUGCAUCAACCAUAAAGAGAAAACGUAUCGUUGGUGCACUAUUUUUUGUUACAAAUUGGACUUAUAAAUAGCAAAAGUGAAGACUUAAUCCAAUGACAAAUUACUUGAUUUUUAAUACAUAAGUUGAAAAGAAAAAAGAACCAACAAAACCGUAAUCUUUUGCUGUGGCUAGAUAUGCUUGACUGCAGGUCAGAUCCUGUUAACACAAUCUGAGGGACUGUCCGGAAUAUUUUCUUGUACUGGAAUUUUAUUGUAUUGGAAAUUGCUUGAAAUAAAUGGGUCAUCAGCUGGGGCUUGGGCAAUCUUUUUAUUAGAGAGAUUUCCUUUAUAAUGGGACUUGAUCUGUAUUGUUAAUCAAGUUCUGAUGGUAAUGUCUACUGCUAAAUGCUUUUACUUUAGAGUUGGUACUGACUUAUUUUGUAACACAAAGCUAUUAACCUUAAGCAAGUUUUGGGCUGCUGGGUGAACUAGAUCAAUUCAUAUAGAAAGAAUCCUUUCCAUAAGAGAAGGCCACUCUGGAAAGUGCUGGUCAUGUCUGGCCUCGACCAAGUGCCUGGAAGUACCUCCAUUGUGUUGAAAUGGCUCUAGACAGCUGAGCUUGCACUGUGGACAGUCGUCGUAAACAGUGGGAGUUUGGGACAUUGGACCAGCAGCCUUUCCUCUGGUUCUGCCUUUAUUAAAACUUUCUAUGCCACUGUAGAUAGCUCAGGCAAAACUAUUACCUGGGUGUUUUUCCACUAAUGAGUCACCACAAAAGGGAGUGGACAUGCAAAAAAGAUGUUUUGUUUAACUGCGUCCCAUCACUGUCAGUGAUUGAAACACCCCAGUGUUUAAAACAGGUAAAACUUGUAUUACGACACUUCUGCUUAGGGUAGCUAAGCUCCUGGUGUGACAGUAAGGCAGAGUAGAAAUUAAACAAUUGGGGCAAUAACCACUGAUCUGUACUUAAAUGUGUGAAUUAUUAGUGGAAAAGACCCAGCUGUAAUUAGACCUCCACUGUGUACUUAGCUGGAAGAACAUGUUAAUUCUGCAAUAUGUCUCUUGGUUAAACAUUGCACAGUUCUUACCUCAUUUCUGUAAAUAAGGUUUUGUGAAUCUGUUUUGUAUUGUGAAAAAUUAAUAAGAAAACAUUGAUAUUUUGAUUUGUAAUAUUUCUAAUUGGUAGAUUUAAUUGAAAAAGUAAAAAUUAAUUUAUUUUUAUAUGUUCAGGGGGAUUUUAAAGAAAUUGUCAAAUCAUUUUUGUAGAUACUUUACAAAAGUAAAUCAGUGUGGUUUAUUUUACUUAGCCCACUGGUUGUUAUUCUGUAACAAUUUGUAUAAACGGUAAAAUUUGAAUGUGCUGUUAUUUUACCUAGUUGUAAAAUUCCAAUGUAUUAAAAGAAAUGUGUACAAAGUUUUUUGUUAAUAAAAUUUAAUAAUGUUUAUA
Messenger RNA from Phascolarctos cinereus (koala), 5328 nucleotides. NCBI's taxonomy places the organism in Eukaryota, Metazoa, Chordata, Mammalia, Diprotodontia, Phascolarctidae. The record is from RefSeq and is a predicted model, not a curated record.